Molecule: messenger RNA, 2337 nt
Organism: Sordaria macrospora k-hell
Lineage: Eukaryota; Fungi; Ascomycota; Sordariomycetes; Sordariales; Sordariaceae
Source: RefSeq, a predicted model, not a curated record
AUGUCCGCCCAAGGCCGUCCACCACCUGCCAGCCUUCCGCCUCUUCCCGAUGAGGCACCUGUCCCCUUCUCGUCCUUGUUUGACAACUUCGAUCUCGCCACGGUCGACUCCACAGUUCAGUUUGCCAACAAGGGCAUCUUCAUCGCCUCAGAUGGUCGACGCUACCUCUUCCAAAGCAUACCCGAGUCGGAUACGCCAGCCGCUUCUCCGCCCAGCUCAACUGCUCCGAGUAGCAUACACCAGCCGGUCACAAACCCACAGUCGCCGCACGAGUUACACGACCGCAACAAUGCCUCUCUCAGGGGACGACAGAUGUCGAACGCGAGUUCGCGAUCACAGGCUUCGAGUUUCCGGACAGCGCACAGCGGGCGCUAUACCACCACCAACGUUUCCCCUGCUGCCUUGGAUCAGGCACAUGUAGCCGGACCUAAUUCCGCUACUGCUGCUGCUCCUCCUCCUCAGGACGUCACCAACAUGAUGUCCCACCUCAACAUCAACCACCACUACUUCAACGGUGCGGCACCAUACUUUGGAGAGUCUGACGGGGGCGUAGGACUUGCCGAGGUUCUCACGGAACGUGACACGGAUCCAUGGACUCCCGAAAGUCCUGUCGUUGAUAGCAGUUACAACAGACCUGUCUCUCCCCGAACCGCUUCUUACCAGCAACAACAACAACAUUGGAUGGAAUCUCACCACGACUAUAAUCAGUCCACACAAUCUAUGCGUAUCCCUGCAUCAACUCUAACGGCCGGCUUGAGCACUGCGCCAACAGCAGCUGCUCAAGCUACUUAUAAUGGUAACGGAGGUCAUCAUCAUCGCCAUCGUCAUGACGUCGACGGUAUCAACUACGGCGGGUUCGUGACAGGCGCGAGCUUUGCUACUUCUCAAGGACCUCGUCGACAACAACCGCCUACGCGUCAACCAGUUCUCGAGUCAUUUAUGGAAUCCUCUUACCCACAGUAUUCAACGUCUCCAAGCGGACAUUUUUCGCCGACGUCGCCCGUCUUUUCACCUGAUUCAUACGAGAAAGAGUUCGUCAGUUCCGACGGCGCAUAUGUCUAUUCAAGCUCGCCUCACUCGGUAGUCCUUCACGAACAGCAGUCUCCUUCCUCUUAUCCUGGACCUGGCCGUGGAAGAGGCGGUAGCGGGAGUGGGAGCGGGGUGUUUGUUGGUGUUGGUGCUGGAGCUUCUCAGACUAAUGUGGUUAGUAUCGGGACUUCAACAAAUCGGAUUGAUACCAGAACUGCGGUUGUGGUGGUUCCGGAACGACAUGCUUCUUCGUUUUCGAGCGAUAGUAGGAGUACGGGCCGAGAUCAUGUGUUACCGGGGGAGGAUGUUUUGUUUGAUGGGCCAGUUAAGAGCGCACCAACACUUGCUUCCUCGGCGUUUGAAGAUGGAGAACUCAAGAUUUUCCGAAAUACGACUACGAAAGAUCUGAGGUUUCAUUGCAGAGUCGUCAAAGCCCGAAACGCCCAACUAAUCCCCGUCUACGCCUACGACCCGCGCUUCCUCAACGUCAUCUGUCUUCAUGACAAAGAAACCGAAAAGUCCAACCCAGGCUACAUGUCCUCCUCGCCCAUCCCCGGCGGAGGUCCAGGCAACAACGGAAACGGCGGCCACCCAAACGGCAUCUACCAAUUCCCCCGCCUCGCCGACCUCUGCCACUUCCAAGCCCAGCUCACCGGCGAAAAGGUUCUUCUGGACAUCAGCAAUGUGAAACUCAUCCGGCUCUCCAAAGCCGUCAAUGGAGGUUCGAGCGACACUUACUCGAGCGUUCGCUUGCAAAUCUGGCACGAGGAUCCAGAUUCCCCCAACAGAAGAAGAGGGAUACAAAGUGACAAGGCGAGUUUCGUGACGGCUGGGACGGCGUUGUCCGGACCGCUUCGAGAUAGACAGGUGGCUAGUUCGAGCAAGUUGGUUGUUUACUUGGGGAGAUUGGGGGAGUAUGUGCAGACUUUUAUUACGGAUGAUAUUGAGGUGAAGAGUGAGGGGCAGACGAAGGUGAAGUUGAGGCCGAGACGGGCGGGGGUGUUUAGCAGGGAGGGGAGCCGGUGGAAGGGGAUUAAAGCACACAUCGAACAAAGACGCGAUUCGGAAAUGGCCGGGUUCAACAUCGAUGGCCAACCGCCAAACCCAGAUGCCGAAUACGGUUAUGAUCUUUACAAGAUGUUUGAGAUUGAGUUUGAGAAUCCGCCAAGCCAAGACAGCUUCAUCAGAAGAUGGGGAGAAGUCAUUGCCGAACGCCGACAGCAGAGAGAGAAGUUAAAAGUUAUUCAGGAGGAGUUGAGGGCGGUGGGCGGGUUGUAUGGGAAGACGGCUAUGGAGAUUCGGAUGUGA